AGUGGAUUUGGGGUUAACCUCAGUUGUACGUGAAGCAGACCACAAAACGCCAGGGAGAUCUUGAUCUGACUUUACAACAGACGUGGUCAACAUGGAUAGGUUCAGGGUUUUAUUGGUGUAUCUUGUGCUUCCAAUGGUAACACCGUCCGAAGGUAUGGAGGCCAUCAUUCACAUCGUUCAUCCAGACAUCUCAUCUGAAAACGUCCCCUUCUGCCGACUCCACCACUCCAUCGUGGUCAGUGUGCGAACCGGAAGCGGCCAUCUCACCCUCAACUUAGAAAGAAAUUCAGCAGUGAAGGAAAACACACCUGUGUAUGUUGUCAGACACGUUGGCAAGAACACCGUCAUCGUAAGGGAUACGGUUAUGAACAUGGAGGGGCGUCACGAGUACCUGGAUGUUGCUAACAUGGCUUCUAUUGAGGUGUCCUGCCAGACAACAUCAGAGGACAAACCACGGUAUCAGCUUCGAGGCUUCCUAUCUCUUCCUGGAGGUAAUUUGUAUGAGAUGGCGCCUUAUAACGGUGCUCGUGGUGACGCAAGGGGGCCUGUCGACGAUGUUCUGUAUGUCCUGAAGCCAGUGAAGCCUCUUACUGAUAAACAAGCUAUUGACAUCACGUUGUCGUAUGACGAAGAUAAUGUUUCGGAGCAGGAGGCUGAACGGUGGACGCAAGAAUCCAGAAGGAAACGUUCGACUGACCAAAUACACAUUGAUGUUGUUGCUGUCGUUGACCACUCCGUGUAUCAAAGGUAGUUGGUGUCUUUGCGC
Haliotis rubra (blacklip abalone) is the source of this 766-nucleotide messenger RNA. RefSeq lists its product as uncharacterized. The coding region runs from base 92 to 751 and encodes 219 amino acids. The transcript has 5 exons. The record is from RefSeq and is a predicted model, not a curated record. Lineage: Eukaryota; Metazoa; Mollusca; Gastropoda; Lepetellida; Haliotidae.